Messenger RNA from Amoebophrya sp. A25, 3376 nucleotides. The record is from the annotation of a GenBank genome assembly. NCBI's taxonomy places the organism in Eukaryota, Dinophyceae, Syndiniales, Amoebophryaceae.
GUGGAACUGGUCAACGGGAUUGUGCCGGCUCAGGCGCCUUACUUUCUAGGGAAUGAAGGCAGAAGCCUGAGCGGGGCGGGAGCAGCACCAGGUUCAUCACAACAAGAACAGCAGGGACUUGGGGAGCAUGAAAAUGAUACUUUGAUGUACACAACAUCCGGAUACGGAAAGGCACCAGGGUCUAGUACUAGUGAAAGUGAGAUCGCGGUUCCAUUGGAUACGGCGCGGGGACCGUUACGCACAUCCGUGAUCGGAGACUUGCUGGUUGUGCAUCGUGUUGACCGAGGGUGGAGCUGGGUCUACGACGUGCGAUGUCCGCAGAGCCAGGCGAUAGGGUUCUUUCGCUCCUUUGAUAACGCGCUGGACUACAUAUCCGCAUCAAACGUAGUCCUGGACCGAGGGCAGGGCCGUUUGUUCUCUUUGGAGCUGGAUCUGCACCAAGUCCUGGCUUUUUUCGAACGCAACUUCACGCUCUUUCGCCGAAAUUUCGUACAUCAGACGCUGGAGGAGAGUAUUCUGAAAGAGUUCGGGCAGCAGUUUUCGGCUGGCGCGGAGGCGAGUGGCGCGUUUCCUGCUCUGAACGCACUCACCGGCGGACUGGCCGGUGCAGCGGCGCUGGCGACCUCGGUCCACACCGGUGGCGAGUCGGCGUCCGCGAUCCUCAGUGCCGCAGGCAGCGCGGCGGCGGGAGCUGCAGGCGCCGGCGGCGAUAAGGGCAUGGUUGAGGUACCGCCGACUUCGUACGAGGAAUACCUGCGGCAAGUCGCCAGCAAGGUAGCCGCAGAGCAGAAAAACGUGCACCGCCGUGGUGCGUCGCGCGAUGCGUUGGACCCCUCAAGAUUUGGAUCGGGUUCAAGGCUGAGCCUUCUCUCCACCUACCUGCUGGGUCUCUUACUGCGGCGUCCGAACUCACGCGACAGGGUGCGCUUUUUGCUCGAGCGGGCGCUGGAAAACAGGCUUUCAUUGGAGGAGUGGGCGCACGACUUUGGAGUCCUGAACCAGGCUUAUCGAGCGGCCAUUGAUGCAGCAGUCGAAGUCGGCGCGUCCCGUAGUCUGACCGCAUCCGCAGAGCAGGAAAGCAGUGCUGGUGGAACACCAAAGAAGACGAAUGAUGAUAGCGAGCAGCAGGUAGUAGAAGCAGAUGGUGCUGCCCCGGGAGGAGGCGACGCGACGAAAGAGAAGAGUUCAACAUCUCCGAAGGAUGAUGACGAGCGCGUGUCGGUCUCUGCGCUCGUCUCCUACCUACGAGCGACCGGCCGCACGGCCUUGACAGACAAGGACGUGGUCCUAGACGUCUUUAUUCCGUUUUUCCACCGGUGCCAUGGAAGCAGCGCGCAGUUUGUUGUCGAAGUUGAAGAUAGUCGUGGAGACAGAGUUUCCACCAAAGAUCAGGCACAGGAAGACGCUUCUUCUGUCGUGAAUUCUGACCCCACGAUGAGCUCGCCGAUGGGCGGACCGGGAGGUGCCCGGGAAUCGUCCGCGAGCACCUGGCGGGACGCAUACCAACUGCAGCCUGACAACUUGCGACCGAUACAACUUGUGCACCGGCGGGGCGAGCCUGACAGCUGUUCCACUGUCCCGUGCCUGCGUUGGACGCAACCGAGUGCUCUUUUCUUUCGACGCGACUCGUACUAUGGCACGGCUCCGGCGGGUGCGAACGAAGCUGCUCCGAAAGACAUUUUCGCGCCACCACCGCGUGCAGCAGCCGGCGACGCCAGUACUAGUUGUACAAAUAGCGGUCCAUCACCAUCUCCUACUAUCCCAUCAGGUGCUGGGCCUAUCCAGGCUCCCACGUCAGCACCGUACUUACUCCAGGUUGCCAUCGUGUAUUUGAACAGUCUGCUGAAUUUGCAGAUUAUGCCGCAUCGCGUCUUGCAGUGCUUUCUUUUCGAUCUGUGCGUCUACUACGAGCAGUUCCACGUGCUUCAGCAGCUCCUGCACUACCACGUGCUCCUAGACGACCCGGACCUGUGUCGGCGACUGGUCUCGCUGCUCCUUGCCACCGAGAACGUACCGCAGACGAUUUUUCUGGUUGACCACGAUCCCGCACGAGAUGGAACAGAUGUUCACGACGAAGCUAGAACAACAAGGAAAGCGCAGAGAGACUUGUACUUGAAAAACUUGCGAAAGAACCGCACGUGGCUGACGCAGGCAGCGUUGGACAUGGCGUUGCGGUUUCGAGACUUCUUCACUGUAGCAGACAUCUUGGUGUUGAGCGAGCAGUACGUAGAUGCUAUUUUCCUGAUUAAGCAGACGCAAUUGGCAAGCUAUCCACUGGCACACCUCUUGCAGCGCGUUUUCACGCAAAUAGCGGAUGAAGUGCGCCUCAGCUGUGCACUAGAACGGCAGCGUAAGAAUGCAAGCGCAGCAGAAAACGAUGAGGAGAGGGAAGUGAAUUCAGCUUCUUCCCUGGAGCCAAAGUCAUCAACUGCUGGCGAAAAAGGCGAUGCCAGCCAUGGUGACCUGAACAACGUUGAAGCGGCAAAUCCUAGUACAACGGCCUUAGACGACGUGGAAACACUAUUGGAGCAGUUGCAGCGAGCGCUCGCUGAGGGUGCGAGGACACAACAGUUAGCAGAUGUGGCGCUGCGGAAGGCAAAUGGAGAGAAAAGUCGUAGUUCAGGAAUCGGCAGGUAUGUCACUGUCUUAAGGAGCUGUCUUCGCGAAAUACGUCUAUGGCAACAGCAGGCGGAGGACACAGCACAAACGGAUGACCCGUUACCCUUCCCGAACAUUGCUGACUGUGAAUUCUUUGGCUUGUUGUCGGAAACUUCGCUUCAAGACCACGAAGGGGAGGAGGUGAAUCAUCCUGCGGCUUUUCACCAACCCCUAUUAGGUCAAGACGAGCGUGAGACAGUCUACGCUAGCUGACGUUUCUACGCUAACCCAUGCAUCCUGACGUCCGCACGCAUUUGUUCUUACCCACGGCGAUUAAAUUCCCGUUCCCGCGUUCCUGAAACAUUCUCCCAAGGAAGGCGUCACCAAUGCUCUAGCUGCAAAGAGAAGCCAAGAUAAUCGCACGUGACGUUCACUUGAGUGCGUAAGCAGGCUCUUGUACAGGCAUUGUAUUCGCUCUAGGUCAAUCAGACUCUCAACAUCAGUGUUUCCAUCAAAUGGCUGCCAAACAGAUUGAUGUCUAGUCCUGCGGCCCUAGGCGGGUGGACUUAGAUGUAUCACCAUUCUGCUUCGAAGAAAGCACUUUUCCCGCUUAGUCGAGAGGACACACUUUUCAGUGUGGAUGUGAAAAUAACGGAAAAAUAACCAGUUUCUCUAGGUACUAGUUUACACUACAAACUUCGACUCGAUAAGCAGCAAAGAGUCAAAAGUACUCUUAUUGCGGUUGUAACGUGUGCGUGUUCAGGAUGUUUGAGCGAAC